This is a messenger RNA of Mya arenaria, 2353 nucleotides long. RefSeq lists its product as uncharacterized. The coding region runs from base 316 to 1038 and encodes 240 amino acids. NCBI's taxonomy places the organism in Eukaryota, Metazoa, Mollusca, Bivalvia, Myida, Myidae. The transcript has 5 exons. The record is from RefSeq and is a predicted model, not a curated record.
CUCAAAAUGGUUGGAUUAUUUUGCGCAGUAUUUUGAAAUAAAGAAAAAAAAAAGAUCACAUAUCGUUGAUAUAAUUAUGAUUUUACUAUUUUUUUAACAAGUAUUGUCGUGGGAACAGAGUGAUUUUACCUAAAUUUGUUUUGUAAUCAGCGGGAUUAAGAAAAUAUUUGGGAAAAACAUCAACAUCUUUAAGUAUGCUAUUCUAAAACGUUUUUUUUCUUUAUUGUUUUGUCAUUUUCAAAGGAAAUAAUGGAUGCUUAAAUAAAAGACAUUCAUUGAAGCAAAUUAAGUCAAAUAAUUUAACAAACUGGAAAUAUGAGUGUGAACAGUACUCAGACCGGGUGUCUUAGUGCACGAAACCCACAAUCGGAAGCGGAAAUACUUCGAAAGCACGUGUUUUACCAAACAAGUCACCAGGCGGCAAAAUAUCCACCGUCGAUGAGGCGCUCAGCAUCCCCUGUUCGUCUGCCUAAGGUCCGCAAGAAAACCACCAGUAAGUCCUCGGCAAACAAAACCAAUGUCAUCAAGGGCGAGGUCCGGACGAGCUCUCCGGUUGAGCGGCGUCAACCGUCGCCGGCCAUGAUCCGGACACGAAUGAGUCUAGAGAGGCUUGACGAGCGGAGGCUGCAGCGGAAAGACCGGGAGCGGCCGUGGGUUCAUCAAAAACAAAAGUCACCGGAGCGGAAAGGAAACUUCAAGAUAUUUUACGAAAAGGCACUACCAACAACUGUGGAAAAUUCCCCAUGUACCCUCCGCCCACGGAAAUAUGUGUCAAAUACCAAAUACGGGAACAUUUACGAAAUCAGAGAUACCACUAAACCCAACAAACCAGCGCGGGUGCCGUCUCCCCGGAAAUGGGUUUGGGAGGACGAGUUCCGGUUGUGGAUGCUCGAAAGUCGCGAUCAGUAUUUGUCGGACACCGGAGCCGGGCGGCACAAGCUGUUUCCGAUACAUCAACAGGAUCAGUUGAGCUCCAAGUCCGGAAGCUUAGCAGCUAUAAAAGAACACCAAAAACCGAACCCCGAGUUAUACGCGUAAGUGACGUGUUCAUUGUGACGUCACCGACAGCACCACUUUACUGUGACAUCACCAAUAGACGAUUACGUUUUAAUAACAAAUGUUUUCGGAAAUCACCGAUAUAUGUUUACCAAUAAGUGCACUGACAAUAUACGGUUUAAAAUUUAAAUAGUUCUCUGUACACAAGAUUGCAUGAAAAUCAUGAUUAUAUUCUGCACUAUUCUGACCACAAAAUACGGAUAUGUAUAAAUAAUAGUCAACAACCAUCAAAUAUGUAAAACUCAAUAUCAAUUAUAUAUGUUAUAGUGUUUUUUGUUUUGUUUUGUUUUCAGUUUCGACAUGUAAGACUUGAUAUUCAUUUUUUGACAUGCACAUGAUAUUCAUUUGAUUUAAUUUCCGGUGUUUUUAAUAGAGAUUUGUCAGUGAAAUAAAAUUGAUAUUUCACUGUUUCGAAAAUAAAAUGUGCAUGAUAUGUAUGUAUGUAAGUGAUCUAUCAGUGAAUUGUCCUGAUAUCAAUUGUUUCAAAUAGUGAAAAUAUCAAUUUGAUAUUUUUCACUGUUAUGCAAUUGUUGUCCGCUUUAAGUUUCAAAUCGAACAUCAGCGCGCAUAGGGGUGGGGCACAAUUUUCGAAAUGACGCUAAGUUAACAUUCAUUUUAGCACGCUUUUCUAAAAAAACUGUCAUUUUAUAUCCUUUUGAAAUAGGCAUCAUAAGGUUCAUCAUAAUAAAAGUGUUUGUUGUGUAGUAAGAUCGUAAUAUGUUUCAAACCAGGGAACACCAAAAGUAAAUAUUUCACUCCUGGCUACGCAACUCGUAAAAUAUAGUUUUUGGUACGAACUCGUUGAAAUACAUUACGAUCUUACACUGAAAGAAUUAAUUAUCCUUUAUAUUGUUUAUUUUACCAGCAUUUCAAAUGUCGCACACAGUAGGCAUGAUAUUCAUUGUUGUUUAAAGCUGCACUUUCACAGAUUUACCGUUUUCUUUUAUUUUUGUUGUCUUUGAAUUAGCCAAUAUUUGCGUAAACAUCUGGAAAUCAGUGAUAAAAGACUGCUGAUAAAAGAUCAGAUCACUGUUGUCAUGUUUUCGCUUGAAAAUUGAUGUUUUAUGGCUAAAACUGGUAAUUACGCUGAAGAAAAAUGACAUUUUCGGCACUUUUUAAAACAGCUGAGAUCUGUUCUAUUGUGAGUUACCCUUAUUGUCUGAAUAGAAGGCAUUGAUGCCGAAACAGCUGAUUUUGAGACAAAAAGAAAUGAAAUUUCAAACCUGUCAGAAUGUGAGAGUGCGGAUUUAAUUUACCUGCAUUUUGGUUACAUAUUACAAUAAAUGGAACACCAUUG